GCCAUUUUACUGGGUGUUGUGUUCGCCAUGCAGAUGGCGCACACGGUACCGUCUGCGCCACACUCGAUAAUCACGGCAUUUUCGUGAUAUUCCUCGGGCAAAGCACGAAAAAUGGCUUGCUCAGCAGUGAGAUGUCCAAUUUUACGUAAUUCCACAGUAAGGAACUAUGCUGCCCUCGCCAAAGCAGCCCAGUCUUCACCGGCGGCCACUGUUGACACCCAAGUGCUCAGUAACAAAGUGACUGUUGCUGCUCUUGAUAACAACAGUCCACUUGCCCAGGUGUCAAUUAUUUUCAAAACUGGCUCUCGCAACGAGACAUACGAUACCCAGGGCAUAACUCAUCUGCUGAGGAUCGCAGCAGGUUUAACAACCUCGCGAUCAUCAACCUUCGCGAUAACCCGGAAUAUUCAACAGCUCGGGGGCAAUCUGUAUACAACAGUUGAUCGGGAAUCCAUUGCCUACACUCUCCAGGUCACCCCUGACAAGCUAGAAAAGGCCCUUAUAUUCUUGGAGGAUGCAGCGACACGUCAGGUAUUCAAACCUUGGGAAAUAUCGGACUCGACACCUCGAUUACGGUACGAACUCUCCACCAUUCCCGAAAAUGUUCGCAUCGUUGAGCUUCUGCAUAAAGCUGCUUAUCGCGAGGGCCUGGGUUACUCUCUCUACUCGCCAAAACGUCAACUUGAUAAAAUUUCAUCAGAGACUUUGCAGCAUUACGUGAACACAUGGUACACAGGUGAUCGAUGUGCAGUAGUGGCGACUGGCGUAUCCCUCUCGGAGAUAUCUCCACUGGCAUCACGUCUUCAGCUCGGUUCUGGUGCUGGUAAUACCGUACCAUCGAACUUCAAAGGCGGUGAAAUUCGCAAAGAGCGUAAUUCACCGCUUGCCAGUGUAGCACUCGCUGUGGAGGGCUCGGGCUUCGAUAAGGAAACCGAUGCCCUAGCCCUCGCGGUCCUUCAGAAGGCUGCGGGCACAGGGCCACAUGUCAAGUGGGGAACUUCAACGGCACCGCUGCAGAGAGCUGUUGCCUCAGCAGCUGGAUCCGAGCCAUUUGCUAUCACCAGUUUUAACGCCAGUUAUUCAGACUCUGGAAUCUUUGGAUUCCUUCUUCAGGCACCUGCUAAUACCGUGGGAUCCUUAACUAAAGCUGCAUACAAAUGGAUGUCAUCACCAAACAUCACAGACGCUGAUAUUGCACGUGGAAAAACCGAACUGAAGGCUUCCAUUCUUUAUGAUGCUGAUAAUUGCACAAGCCAGAUUGAGAAUUUGGCACAGCAGACCCUCUUCAAGGGACGCGUCACCUCUCCAGCUGGCCUUGCAGCUGAGGUCGAUAAAAUUAGUCCAGCUGAUGUCAAGAAGGUUGCUGGAAAACUCACUGGAAAAUUGGCACUUGCGUCAAUUGGUAACCUAUCUACCGUACCUUAUGUCGAUCAGCUGCGUUAGAUUUUCUAAUCUAACAUUCCGCCGUUAAUAGUGUUGAGCUGACUAUUUAUCAGAAAUGUCGAAACCCAUCGUGACGUCAUUUUCAUGUGCGUUUUCGGCAGUUCGCGUCUGCAAUUCAUGUAAUUGUGUACAUAAUAAAAAGUAAAUGAAUAAAGAGAUAAAUAGUUCAA
Diachasmimorpha longicaudata is the source of this 1613-nucleotide messenger RNA. It is a transcript of the gene UQCR-C2, whose product is annotated as cytochrome b-c1 complex subunit 2, mitochondrial. The transcript is spliced from 7 exons. Gene Ontology annotation, molecular function: metal ion binding. Gene Ontology annotation, cellular component: mitochondrion. Bases 112 to 1443 code for a protein of 443 amino acids. The record is from RefSeq and is a predicted model, not a curated record. Lineage: Eukaryota; Metazoa; Arthropoda; Insecta; Hymenoptera; Braconidae.